GCGGCCAGAGGCAAAAGCAAGCAGCUCCAUACAGUUCUGCUCUCUUUCGGCCUACGCCUGCCCUGCCUCCCACUGCUGCCGCUGCUCCGUCCUCCGCAACAAUGGCGGUCGGCAAGAACAAGCGGAUUUCCAAGGGAAAGAAGGGUGGCAAGAAGAAAAUCGUCGAUCCUUUCUCCAAGAAGGAUUGGUAUGACAUCAAGGCUCCUAACACCUUCACGCAGAAGUCGUUGGGGAAGACCCUCGUCACCAGGACGGCGGGUACCAAGAUUGCUUCCGAUGGUUUGAAAGGUCGUGUGUUCGAGGUCUCUUUGGCUGACCUGCAGAAUGACGAAGAUCAGGCCUUCCGCAAGAUUAAGCUUAGGGCUGAGGAUGUGCAGGGCAAGAAUGUCCUCACCAACUUCUGGGGGAUGGACUUGACGACGGACAAGCUGAGGUCAUUGGUGCGCAAAUGGCAGAGUCUGAUCGAGGCCCAUGUGGAUGUCAAGACUACAGACAACUACCAGCUUCGCAUUUUUUGCAUUGCAUUCACGAAGAAGCGGCCAAACCAGAUCAAGAAAACUUGCUAUGCUCAAAGUAGCCAAAUUCGCCAGAUCAGGCGUAAGAUGAGGGAAAUCAUGACACGUGAAGCCCAAACUUGUGACUUGAAGGAACUGGUUGCCAAGUUCAUUCCCGAGGUGAUUGGGAAGGAAAUUGAGAAGGCAACCCAAGGAAUCUAUCCACUUCAGAACACUUUCAUCAGGAAAGUGAAAAUCCUUAAAGCUCCCAAGUUCGACCUGAUGAAGCUCAUGGAGGUUCAUGGAGAUUACAGCGAGGAAGUUGGUGCCAAGAUCGAUAGGCCUGUUGGAGAUGACACCGCGGCUGAUGCUCCUGCUGCUGAGGCAGUUCCCGGAGCCUAGAUAGUCAUCAUGUAUUUCGCUGAAUUCAGGAAAAUGCAAUGAAAUGUUCCAGGCUCUUCCUAGUCAUGGAACCUAUUUCGCAGUAUGCCAAUAUCAAA
This is a messenger RNA of Physcomitrium patens, 994 nucleotides long. RefSeq names its product small ribosomal subunit protein eS1y. Gene Ontology annotation, cellular component: ribosome. Gene Ontology annotation, biological process: translation. Gene Ontology annotation, molecular function: structural constituent of ribosome. NCBI's taxonomy places the organism in Eukaryota, Viridiplantae, Streptophyta, Bryopsida, Funariales, Funariaceae. The record is from RefSeq and is a predicted model, not a curated record.